This is a messenger RNA of Funneliformis mosseae, 322 nucleotides long. The record is from the annotation of a GenBank genome assembly. Lineage: Eukaryota; Fungi; Glomeromycota; Glomeromycetes; Glomerales; Glomeraceae.
AUGCUUCUUGGUCUUUCGCAUAAUCAACACUGGAGAUUCCGUUCAGUUAAUGAUAGUACUAAAUUAGAAAAGCUAACCGUAUAUAGUUAUGAUACUAAAUUGAAAGAGAAACAGGAUGCUUAUUCAAUGAAAGACGUAGUCCUCAUAGAUUUACAAGAAAAUAAUCUCCAUUCUUUAAAUGUAUAUAUCAAGGCCAUUAAUACUGUUAUGAAUGUUUCAUCUAUGCAACAAUGUAUUCAAAAGGAAUAUAUUAUACCUGUCGUUGCUGAUUGGCCUAAACAAAUCUACCUUAGGAUGGCCAUCUCUCAUUUUAUCUUAUAUC